AUGAAUUUUACUAUAAUAGCUUGUUUACUUUGGAUUAUUAUCAACUGCUAAGCUUAAUAAAUCUCCCAAACUGUUGAGUUUUAUGAAAAUGAAAAGCUCCUGAACAUACAAAUAAUUUUGUCAUCCUAAUUUGACUUCCAACUUACUUUUUACAACAACAAAGUAAUAAAAAUAAAUAAUUUAGACUCAUUCAUUUGAAAUUCUAAAUUGUUCGAACAUUGAUAGAUGUGAAUGUGAAAGUCCUAAAUUUAGCAAUUAUUAUUGUUUCGAAAAUAAUAGUGAAUUUCAUUUCCAUUUUUCUAAAUUACCUUAUGUUUAUGGGGAUACUAUACUGAAAAGGGAAAAUACAACUUAAAUUUAAAAUAAUCAUUAAAUUGAAUCAUUCAGUUCAAAUUCCCAUUUUAGAAUUUUAGAUCUAGAGGAAUAUCUAAACAAAUCGUUAGCAGCUUAAAGUGUUACUUACACUGAUAGUGAUUUAACAAGUUCAUUAUAAUUAGGAACUUAUGAAUUAUUUAUGAAAUGGGAAAUAUAUUCAAAUGGUUCAUUCGAUAUGGCUAUUGAUUAUAAUUAACUAAAUUGGAUAGGAUUUGGAUUUUGUCCAACUGUAAGCAUUUAUAUCAUAUAAUUAGAUGUCUAAUUGUGACAUGAUAGUAUUAUAUGUAUCCUAACAAACAGUUAUAGUGAUGGAUACUUUUUCUUAUGGACAAUCAACUCCAAGAACUGAUAAAACUAAUGAUAUCGAUAUUAUUUCAUAUGCAGUCAAUUCAACAGGUUAUAAGGUUAGAUUCAAUAGAAAAUUGGAUACAGGAGAUACAGCAGAUUAAGUUUUAGCAAAAGGUGAUACAUAUACUUUUUGUGUAGCAUGGUCAGGAGCAGAUUAAAUGGAAAUGCAUAGUGCAUGGUAUAACUUUGAUAUAAUUUUUGAUAAUGGAAUAAUUGGUUAAGCAACACUUACAUCUGGUGAAAGCAUUUUAUAUUAUGUCCAUGCAAUUGUUCUAUUUAUAGGAUGGGGAAUAGUAGCAGACUUAGGAAUAAUAAUUGGAAGGUUUUUCAAAUCAAUUAAUAGUUAUUUAUGGAUUCAUGCUAUUUGUUUUAUUUUUGUUGAUUUAUCAACACUUGUUUUAGUAGCCCUGAUGCUAUUUGUUGGUGGAGAGGAAGGAAAUGUAAUUGAAGAUGGAACAUUGGAAGCACAUAAAAUAAUUUCAAUUGUACUAGGUAUAACUGUCAUAAUUCAACAUAUUUUGGGAGUUGUUGUUAAACAUUUUCUUGAGUCUACAGGAAAAGAAAAUAGAUAGGCUCUAUUUACAAUAAGAUUGAUCCAUGUUAUUUUGGGAACUAUUAUGUAUCUUGCAGCCAAAGUAGAUAUUAUUUUAGGAUUCGUAAAAAAUGAAGAGAGAUUAUUAUUAGCUUUGGGUAUAAUAUGGACAGUCCUCUUGAUACUAGUUAGAAUUGGAUUAGAAAUUUAUAAAUCCUUCAAUUCUUCUAUUAGAACUAAAAUUGCUCCUUAACAACAAUAACCAUUAAAUGAAAAUUAGACAAAAUUAUUAAAGUUAUUAUAAGGAAAUCAUCCAACAGCUAACAUCAUUAAAGAAUUACCUUAAAUUAAAUGGGUUUUGUUAAAUUAAGAUGUCUAUGAUGUUACAGAUUAUUAACAUCCAGGAGGUAACUUUAUCAUUUCAAAUGUUAAUGGAUAAGAAAUCAGUCGUUAUUUCUAUGGUGCCUUUUAACUUGAAUCUACUACAAUGGAACCAUAUACUCAUAGCUAAUUUGCAUAUUAAACUUUAUAAAAGAGAUAUAUUGGUACUAUCUAAAGUGUUAAUUAUAAUAAUUCAAAUCCAGCUUCAUUUUGGGAUUUAAUUGAAAAAGUUGAUUUGUCAAAAAACAUCUCUUUAUUUAAUUUCACUAAUCCUAAUUUUUAAAUCAACCUUCGUCAAAAUAUAUUUGAUUUAGGCUAGCAUUUUAGUGUUACUCUUUAAGAAGUAGGAGGAAAGAUAAGAAUGUAUACAAAAGUAUUGUGUAUGUCUAAUCCAUAUCAAACCUUUAGAGAUUAAAUUAUUAAAUAUCAUGAAGGAAAUUCAACUCAGCUACCAGUAUUAUAAUUUGAUAAAAUUAAUACAGUUCCUUUGAUUAUAAAGAAAUAUAACUUUCCUAAGGCUUUGUCUGCCUAAAUAUUUUAACAUCAAGGCAAUUUUUGGGUUUAAGGUCCUUUUGGAAGAGGAUUAGAACUUGAACCUAAAUGUAAAUGUAUAGCUUUUGUUGGUGGUACUGGAUUGUUGCCAUUUUUAGAUUUAUUAGAUCAUCUAUUGAUAAAAUCUAUUUACCUGACAAAUAAAUAAAAGUAAUAAUAAAUUCAAUAAUUCUUCCCCUAAUAUGAUCAAUUAGAUGAUUCAUUUGAAUUUACAUUGCUUGCUUCUUUCUAAAAUGAAGAAGAAUUUAUAGGAAAAGAAUGGAUUAGAAAACUUUAUUUAAUUAAUAAAAAUAAUAAUUUAAAGUUGUUUGAUAUGCAAAUUAGAUACUCUGAUUCUACAUUGGAUACAGUAAUCCCUGCUUUUAGAGGUAGAUUCACUGAAGAACUUGUUAAAUAGCAUUUAGGAGACUAUAACAAGAAAGUUUAUAUUUGUGGUCCUCCAAAUAUGAUAUAUUCUCUCACUCAAAUUAUCUCCAAAACAGAAUAGGAUUAGGCCAAAGUAAUGAUUGUUUGA
Messenger RNA from Paramecium pentaurelia, 2702 nucleotides. NCBI's taxonomy places the organism in Eukaryota, Ciliophora, Oligohymenophorea, Peniculida, Parameciidae. The record is from the annotation of a GenBank genome assembly.